GGACUUUGGAGUCGCUGCGGCUGACAUGUUUCAGCGUAUGCUUCGAGACAUGGAUGCAGCUUAUUUUAUAGUUAGUCGCGCGAAGAUCCCAGAUCCUUUAGGAGUUCAAUUAUACGCAAGGAGCUCUUAGUUAGUUCGUGCGCGUUGCGUAGCAACUUGCUUCGCGGGUACACACGGAACUAUACCAGUAGACUUUUUAUCUGGGUAUAUCUGAUAAAUAUGGGUAUAUCUGAUCUGGGUAUAUCUAUCAUCUACGGUCUACUAUCUGAUCUGGGUAUAUUAUUUGAUAUACUACGAGUAUAACAGCAUGAUGAUCGCGACGCGUUGGUGCCGGACGAAAAAGGGCCACACUCGUAGGCCAUCCAUCGCUGAACGACAGAUGACGUUGACUGUCCCCGCGAUUCUUUCCUACACCAGCGGUCGAAACACCUACCAGGAAACUACUACUAAUACUUCUACAGGUACAUGAUCAGCAGUUGUGAAAGUAAGUAUAAAGUAUGCCUUUGUAGGUAGUUUACAGCCUGCAUGCUUGAAAUUAACUAAAGUGAGACAAGGAAUCCUGCUGGAUGCAGAUUUGGAAACGAACUUGAUGAACACACAGAAACUCUUAGACGCUUAAGCAUAAGCGUGCACGAGUCAUAUCGAUGAAUGUUAUCGUCAAGAAGUAGAAUCAUCAUCAGCGAUGAAGAACAAAUGGCACUUAUUUUUUACUUCCGUGGACUAGUAGCAGCGUUUGUGGACUAGCAGAGUAGUCUUUCCAAAGCCGUACAGAUUUUAGGUUAGCUGAUGUUGAGAACAAAUUACAGCCCAUACUCAUAACGCGGAACUAGAACAAAGAAGUUUUUAUAAUGCCAAAUUCGUGACAGUGACAAAUCGUCCAGAGAUGAAACUAUAUCUCCUAAUUCUAUUUUUCGAGGAUGGAGAUAAGGCUAAGGACAUGGACUUGGACCACGACAUGGCUUGGGGUUUAUAGAAAUCGAAAUCACGGGAACGCUGCGUCUUGUG
Messenger RNA from Amoebophrya sp. A25, 1005 nucleotides. The record is from the annotation of a GenBank genome assembly. NCBI's taxonomy places the organism in Eukaryota, Dinophyceae, Syndiniales, Amoebophryaceae.